Molecule: messenger RNA, 1636 nt
Organism: Xyrauchen texanus (razorback sucker)
Lineage: Eukaryota; Metazoa; Chordata; Actinopteri; Cypriniformes; Catostomidae
Gene: wars1
Product: tryptophan--tRNA ligase, cytoplasmic
Exons: 11
Coding region: 90-1511 (473 amino acids)
Biological process (GO): tryptophanyl-tRNA aminoacylation
Cellular component (GO): cytoplasm
Molecular function (GO): tryptophan-tRNA ligase activity; ATP binding
Source: RefSeq, a predicted model, not a curated record
CCCGACGGACAGUCACCGGUGCGACACUGACGCAGAGAAUCUGAUGCAAGUUUAAGGAUAUAAUCACAUCUUCAAACUUAAACACGGUGAUGAUGUCAGAGAGUGAAACAGCAACAGAUUUGAGCGUGAUGGAUCUUUAUAAUCAUCUGACAGCACAGGGAGAAACAGUCAGAAACCUCAAAACAAACAAAGCUCCUAAAGUUGAUAUUGAUGCUGCUGUUCAGUUAUUACUGAAGAUGAAGGUUGAUUAUAAACAGGUCACCGGUCAGGACUAUAAGGCCGGAUGUCCGCCGGUGGAUGGUUUGGUCUCGAUUGAUAACGACUCAGCUGUGGAGGAGGGAGACGAUCAGGUCGAUCCGUGGACUGUGUCCACCAGCAAUGCUAAAGGAGUGGACUAUGAUAAACUCAUCGUGCGGUUUGGCAGCAGUAAGAUCGAUCAGGAGCUGGUGGACAGAAUCGCUCGUGUCACUGGAAAAACGCCACAUCAUUUUCUGCGCAGAGGAAUCUUCUUCUCACACAGGGAUAUGCAUCAGAUACUGGAUGCAUAUGAGAAACAGAAGUCUUUUUAUCUGUACACGGGCAGAGGACCCUCGUCAGAGGCCAUGCAUGUGGGUCACCUGAUCCCCUUCAUCUUCACCAAGUGGCUUCAGGAUGCGUUUGACGUUCCUCUGGUCAUUCAGUUGACGGAUGAUGAGAAAUAUCUGUGGAAAGAUCUGUCACAGGAAGAGUGUCAUCGUUACGCAGUGGAGAACGCUAAAGACAUCAUCGCUUGUGGAUUUGAUGUGAACAAAACCUUCAUCUUCUCUGAUAUGGACUAUAUGGGGUCGAGUCCUUCCUUUUACAGAAACGUUGUGAAGAUUCAGAAACACGUCACAUUUAAUCAAGUAAAAGGAAUCUUUGGAUUCACAGACAGUGACUGUAUCGGUAAAAUCAGUUUUCCAGCGAUUCAAGCGGCUCCGUCUUUCAGUAACUCGUUCCCGCAGAUCUUCGGCGACAGAAAAGACGUUCAGUGUCUCAUUCCAUGUGCCAUUGAUCAGGAUCCUUAUUUCCGCAUGACUCGUGAUGUUGCCCCACGGAUCGGUUACCCCAAACCCGCUCUGCUGCACUCCACGUUCUUCCCGGCGCUGCAGGGAGCUCAAACCAAGAUGAGCGCCAGCGACGCCAACUCUUCUAUAUUCCUCACAGACACGCCCAAACAGAUCAAGAAUAAGGUAAAUAAACAUGCGUUUUCUGGAGGUAAAGACACUGUAGAGGAACACAGGAAGUUCGGAGGAAAUCCAGACGUGGACGUUUCCUUCAUGUAUCUGACGUUUUUCCUGGAAGACGACGAGCAGCUGGAGAAGAUCAGACAGGAUUACAGCAGUGGAGCGCUUCUGACCGGUGAACUCAAGAAAUGUUUAAUCGAGACGCUCCAGCCGAUGAUCACGGCUCACCAAGAGAAACGCAAACUAGUGACAGACGAAACCGUCAAACAGUUCAUGAGUCCACGCAAGUUACACUUCAACUCCUGAUGUAUCUACCAGAGGAAUGAUUAAACGAGCUCUUCACAUGAACGCCACAUCAGAAUCACAGCUGUUGAACAAAACCUGAUCAUGUCCAUUUCUGCUUGUGUUGAAUAAAUCUGAUCUCACACAAC